AUGAGGACGAUAAAUAUCACAACUUCAUCCUACUCAAUCACAACUCCAUCAUACUCAAUCACAACUCAUUCUAAAGAAUUACGUUUUCUAUUAUUAUUUAACGAUCAAAAACAUCAAACAUCUGAAUUAAAUAAAUUUAUUAAUCUAAGUAGUGAUUCUUCUAUGAGAAAAAUACAAUAUUCAACAGCUAAAUAUUCUUCUUCUGUGAGAACAAAUAAUCUAACAAGUAAACAUUUCAUUGAAUCUACAGAGAUAGCAUCAUGGCAAAAUGAACCGAGGGUGACAUAUUGGUUAACAAAUGGUAAAACAGCUGGAAUUAAUUUAUCAACAGUUUUAGCCCAAAAAAAUCCUAAAAAAUAUCUAGUCUAUGUUUGUCAUGAAAACUGUGGAGGAUGGGGUGAUCGUCUAAGAGGAAUAAUGUCAGUAUUUAUGAUGUCGUUAAUGUUAGAUCGUAAUUUUCAAAUUGAAAUAACUCAUCCAUGUAAUCUCACACGAAUAUUGAAACCAAACUUUUACAAUUGGUUACAACCGUUGAAUCUCAUUCGUCGUAAUAAUCUCACUCGUAAACGCUAUAAAUUAACUCGUAAAAUGAUCAUUACAUCAGCUAAUGCUAAAGAAUUUUUUUUGAAAAAUGUAUCAAGAAUUAUUCGAAAUUCAACAAUAGAUGAAAUAUGGCCAGAAGAUGUUCUCUAUAUUGCCACAAAUAAAAACUAUUAUUAUGAGAUGUCAGAAAAUGUACGAUACCGUAAAAAAUUUAAAACUUAUGGAAUUUUAACAAAAUAUAAUAUUAAAUUAGAAACAUUAUUUCCAUUGUUUUAUGAACUUUUAUUUCAACCAGUAGAACGUGUUAAAAAUCAAAUUGAAAAAUAUACAAAAAUGAGGCUUAAUAAAACGUUAAUAUGUGCACAAAUGAGAACAGGCCAAAAUCCAACAUUAUCCAAUGAUAAGAUAUUGCCUGGUCGACAAAAUAUAACCGAAACUAUAUUUAAUUUUAUCGAUGAUUAUAUAAAAACUAAUCUUAGUCAUAAUAAAAUGAUUGAUUAUAGGAUAUUUAUAACGACCGAUAGCGAUAGUGUAAAGACGGAAGCUAAAGUUCGUUAUUCGGAUCAUUUAAUUUAUACUCAAGGCGCAAUAACUCAUUUAGAUCGUUCUGAUACAGAUCAAGCAUGUCGUGAACAAGACAAAUUAUUAACGGAUUUUCAUUUGUUAGGCGAUUGUGAUUUAUCUAUAAUAUCAAAUUCUGGUUUUGGUAUAUGGGGUAAUUUAAGACGAUAUGAACCGUAUAAAGAUUUAUACAUGUUCUGUGGUGGUAAAAUAUAUCCUAUAAAAUCAUUAUGGCAUAAGUAUGAAAUGCAUAAACAAAAUAAUUUCGGUCAAUUAUGUUGA
This is a messenger RNA of Didymodactylos carnosus, 1386 nucleotides long. NCBI's taxonomy places the organism in Eukaryota, Metazoa, Rotifera, Eurotatoria, Philodinida, Philodinidae. The record is from the annotation of a GenBank genome assembly.